Cornus florida is the source of this 1507-nucleotide messenger RNA. RefSeq lists its product as uncharacterized. The transcript is spliced from 8 exons. The coding region runs from base 198 to 1214 and encodes 338 amino acids. Lineage: Eukaryota; Viridiplantae; Streptophyta; Magnoliopsida; Cornales; Cornaceae. The record is from RefSeq and is a predicted model, not a curated record.
GGCCCAUUAGUUGCGCCCGUUAGUUUGAUCCCAAAUUGCACCUCCCAGGUAAUCUCUCUUCCUAAUUUUCCCUAGAACCAAAAACUAGCAUUGGCGUACCUAGCCCCUACUUAAGACCAACAGUCCCAUCGCAUUUCCUUACAUCCCCGUUCCAUCGAUCUCGACUCUUCCCUUCGCCACUUCAAAAACCUCCAAAAAUGGCGAAACACCGAAACAGAACUCCAGAAGAAGAAAAACAAGCAGCGAAUGGAGCUUCAUCUAAGGGCAAAAGGAAAUUAGUAGAAGAAGAAGAUGGUUCCAAAUCCCAGUCCGAACCCGAAGAUGGCUCGAGAGGAUCCGAAGAAGAAGGCGCUCGAAGUAGAAGUAGUAAGAAGAGAAGUAGAAGCUCGAAGAGAAAAUCCCGAAGCAAAUACAGCGAUGAUGACAAUGAUUCGUAUUCGUCUUCCUCUGGCGAUGAUUAUUCGGAUUCGGAUUCAGAGAGUUCGGAGUAUUCGUCGGAGGAGAGUGAGAGCGAGGAGGAGAGGAAGCGGAGGAAGAGGAGGGAGAGGAGGAGGAGAGAGGAGAGAGAGAGGGCGAGCCGGCGGAAGCGGAAGAGAGAGAAAGAGAAAGAGAGAGAGAAGAAGAGGAGGAGGAAGAAGGAGGUAGGAGAAGAGAAAAAGAAGAAGAAAAAGAAGGAUAAGAAGAGAGAGAAAGAUAAGGGCAAGAAGGGCGCCGUCACGGAUUCUUGGGGGAAGUACGGGAUUAUCAGAGAGACUGAUAUGUGGAAUAAACGACCAGAAUUCACUGCAUGGCUAGCAGAAGUGAAACAGGUGAACCUGGAAAGUUUGCGGAACUUGGAAGAGAAGCAGAUGUUCAAACAAUUUAUGGAGGACCAUAACACUGGAACAUUCCCUUCUAAAAAAUAUUAUGACCUGGAUGCUUAUCACAGACGUAAAAUCGAAAAGAGUAUAAAAAAAGGCUUCAAACAGGUUCUGGAGAAGGAACGUACUGUAUUUAACGAUGAAGAACAGCGUAGGCAAGAACUGCUGCAAGAACGUGAAAAACACAAGGAAGAACAGGUGGAAGUAUUAAAGCGCUCUAUGCAGAGUGGAAUGGCUCAAGCAAUGAAAGAGCAAGCUCUGCUCAGGGAAGAGAUGGCUUUACAAUACAAGCUUGGCAACUUUGAGGCUGCAGCUGCUAUUCAAAGAAGAUUGGAUCCUGAUGUUGCUAUGUGAAGAGGAUUUGUUGGUUUUUGGGAUCAAAACUGGUCAACUUUGAUGUAUUGUAUGUGGAGUAGAUAAGGUGCAUAUGGAUCUCAACGCGCUCCCCUCUUCUAGAGUCACUUGUUUCUUCUUUUGUGAGAAUGAUGUGUCGCAUCCUCCGUAUGUCUGGUUUAACGUCAAUUUGACUCGAUUGCUCAUGCUCACUUUUGUAGAUCUUAUAAGGUUUGUAUGAUGUACUUGCUUCUGCAUUCAUCAUUAAUGGGUGUUUGAGCUUAUCAGAUGAGAAACCAACAGGCAUUACAUUA